AUGGAAUCUCCCAGAAACCGGAAACAACGACGCGCCGCUGCGGCCGCUGAUUCUUUCGAUGCAUCCUCAAUCCCGCUCGCCCACCCACCGCGAGGCACCGCGUCAGGUGGCCAGAAGAGCGAAAGAACGCUGGUGGACAUCAUAGCGGAACGAAAAGAAGAAUCCGCUGAAGGCAUCGCAGGCACAGCAGACGCAGAAGCAAUCCCAGGGACGCGAUUCGUAACCGUCGACCCGUCGUCGGGGGAGAUAUCAGGGUUCGAUCCGAGAGUCCACGGAGACAAAGAAACUGGUCAAGAGAAAGAUGAAAGCGAAAGCCAGGGAGUCGACGAGCCGUUGUCUGCGUUCCUCGAUACAAUUCUGCUCUCAUUCCCCCUGACAACUCUCCAUCUAACACUGGCCUAUCUCGCGGCCCAUCAAUACGCAGUCGAAAUCCCAGUCUCCAAUCUCCUCCGCGAAUCUGCAUUCAUCACAUUUCCCAUCCUAACUCUCCUCAUCCACCUGGCCCAUGGCCACAUAAUCUCAUUCGGUCGCCACGCGACAACAAACGACGAACCAUCGCUUUUUCCCUUCACUUCCGAGAAGCUAUCAAUAUCCUUCCUCCGACAAUUGAUAUUCCCGCCAUCACUCAAGACGCUCGUUUUUCUGCUGCUCGCUGUCUUUUUCGGUGCCAAGUUGAUGACGAUCACGAAUAACGCGCCAUAUUAUGCUGUUAUGAAACGUGCACCGGCUAUUGGGACGUUGUGGGUGUGGUGUAUACUGGAGGUUCCGUUGGGUGCAUCGGUUUUGGGAGCUUUGGGGCCGCUGGGUUGGGGGGUUUGGUAUAAGGGAUAUGGUAUUUUUUAG
Molecule: messenger RNA, 843 nt
Organism: Aspergillus ruber CBS 135680
Lineage: Eukaryota; Fungi; Ascomycota; Eurotiomycetes; Eurotiales; Aspergillaceae
Exons: 1
Coding region: 1-843 (280 amino acids)
Source: RefSeq, a predicted model, not a curated record